UCGGACUUGUACGACUGAAAAUGCCCUAUAAUGAUAACACCACACAUCCUUGGCUGUCUCCCAUGUCUAACAACGAAAGCAGCAUCUUACGCGUCCCCCCCCCCCUCAACUUACACUAACCCAAGAGAAGCCCUCAUCCCCGUUCACUGUUCCCGGAGGAGCAGAAAAGAAAACCAAAGAAGAAUCUCACCCGUUCUCAAACAUCGCCCAAAAAUCGCAAUUCUAGCCCCAUAGAAAAAAAUAUCCGACCAACGCACGUACCCA
Bipolaris sorokiniana ND90Pr is the source of this 264-nucleotide messenger RNA. RefSeq lists its product as uncharacterized. NCBI's taxonomy places the organism in Eukaryota, Fungi, Ascomycota, Dothideomycetes, Pleosporales, Pleosporaceae. The transcript has a single exon. The record is from RefSeq and is a predicted model, not a curated record. Bases 31 to 234 code for a protein of 67 amino acids.